UCUUCUUCUUCUUCUUCUUCUUCGUUUUCUCUCUCAUCGGCGGCAGAGUUAUCGGAAGAGAAAAGAUCGGCGGAAUGAUCGAGCCGUUAGAGUGGAUGUGUCCAAUCUCGGAAAAACUGCAUGAUUCCGCCUCAGCUUAUCGCCAAACUCUGAUCUGAUCCCCUCCGAUCGAUUUAAGCUCUCCCCUUCUGCUCCUUUCUUCUUCGAUUCUUUCCUCUGGGUGAGAAUCCACUCCCUCCGCAGCUCUUCAAUGUCUCCUCCUUCGAACAUUCCUCGGUGAUUGUCGGACGGUUUAGGGUUUGGGAAACAAGCUUGCCUGGGGGAGCCCGCGUCGGAGUUUCUUUGGGAUUUCCCUCACAUUUUGGAGAUUUGGGAAUUUGGGGAUUUAGCGGCCUGCCCUUGAAUUCCGUUGUGAUUGCCUAGGGAUUUGGAGGAUUUGGGGAUUUAGGGUUCGUCCCUGUUCCUCUUCCUUCUCUUUCCAUUUUCCUUGUACAGUGUCUGUAGCCCCUUUUCUUCUUCUUCUUUAUUUGUUUUGCAUUAGAAAGUCGGGUCUUUUAAUCAAUCGCCAUUGAUUAAAGGGCCGACGACUCAGAGGUGAAGAAAAUGGCACCUGUCUGUGAUUGAAUUAAUAAAAACCAAUGUACAAUUAGGCUUGUAAAUUUCGAUAUUGCAACCGCGAGAGUACCCUGGGCUCUUCUUCGACCUGGGAAAGAGGAUCUCGGAGAUGGCUCUUGCUGGUGUUGCGCUCGGUCCUGCCCUUGAUGAUUCGAUACAUUUCCCUGGUCAUUGCUGUAGCCCCGGCGAGUCGAUUCUGAUAUACCUGACUGUUGCGGGCUCUGUGAUCCCGAUGCGGGUCUUGGAGUCCGACUCCAUAGCUUCUGUCAAGCUUCGGAUCCAGACAUGCAAAGGGUUCGUGGUGAAGAAGCAGAAGCUUGUUUUUGCAGGCAGGGAAUUAGCCCGACAAGACUCGCUCGUUAAGGACUAUGGUGUGACCGGUGGGAACGUCCUCCAUUUGGUUCUCAAGCUGUCAGAUCUUUUAAUCAUUGUUGUUAAGACCGUUGGUGGCAAGGAAUUCGAGUUUCAUGUGGACCGUCAUCGCAAUGUGGCUUAUCUCAAGCAACGGAUCGCAAGAAAGGGGAAGGGCUUUGUUGAUCUGGAGAGCCAAGAGCUCUUCUGUAAUGGAGAGAAGCUCGAGGAUCAGAGGGUUAUCCAUGACAUCUGCAAGAAUGAGGAUGCCGUGAUCCAUUUGCUGGUCCAGAAGUCGGCCAAAGUCAGGGCUAAGCCCAUUGAGAAGAACUUUGAACUCUCAGUCGAGGCGGCAGAGUCAGAUGAUGGUGCCAUUGGAAAUGUUGGGAAUAAACCAGCCAAGGAGCUUCAAGUUGUUGCAAGGGACGCCCUCCACAGAGAUGUUCUGCUUGAGCCUAUAAUCGUGAACCCGGGGGUCAGAUUCCCUUCAGCAGUUUGGGAUAUGAUCAACUCGAGCAUCCAGGGUUUGGAGACAGGAAACUCGCCGAUCAGGUCCACUGAGGGGACUGGAGGGGCCUACUUCAUGCAGGACGCAUCCGGCCAGAAGUACAUCUCUGUCUUCAAGCCCAUCGAUGAGGAGCCCAAUGCCGUCAACAAUCCACAGGGACUUCCUGUUUCAUUGGAUGGCGAGGGUCUGAAGAGAGGAACAAGGAUCGGAGAAGGAGCUCUGAGAGAAGUCGCGGCUUAUCUACUGGAUCACCCAAGGACUGGGCCCCGGCAUAUGUCUGGUGAAGUUAUGGGCUUUGCCGGCGUGCCUCCAACUGUCAUGGUCCAGUGCCUGCAUAAGGGGUUUAAUCAUCCCAACGGGUUUGAGGGAACAUUUAAGAAUGUUAAGGUUGGAUCAUUGCAGAUGUUCAUGAAGAACUUUGGGAGCUGCGAGGACAUGGGUCCGCAAGCGUUCCCUGUGGAGGAGGUCCAUAAGAUCAGCGUGUUCGAUAUCAGAAUGGCCAAUGCUGAUAGGCACUCGGGAAAUAUCCUCAUUAACAAGGGGGAAGAACAGGGUCAAAUUCAGCUUGUGCCUAUCGAUCACGGCUACUGCCUUCCUGAGAAUUUUGAAGAUUGCACGUUUGAUUGGCUCUAUUGGCCGCAAGCCCGUCAGCCUUUCUCUCCUGACACUGUGGACUACAUAAGAUCCCUUGAUGCCAAGCAGGACAUUGCAAUGCUGAACUUCUAUGGGUGGGAUGUCCCCAUCGAGUGUGCCCGAACUCUCCGAAUCUCCACUAUGCUUCUCAAGAAAGGGGUUGAGAGAGGCCUUACCCCAUUCGUGAUUGGGAGUAUCAUGUGCCGGGAGACCAUACACAAGGAAUCGGUGAUCGAGGGGAUCAUUAAGGAAGCCAAGGAAUCUCUGCUCCCUGGAGCAAGUGAAGAAGUGUUUCUUGAAGCUGUCUCCGCAAUCAUGGAUUCUCGUCUUGACGAGCUUGUGAAUUAAUGUACGUGGCAUACUCUGUUCUCAGCUACCAUAGGUAUAUAAACAGUAUCUAACAAGUUGAGAUUCGGUCAGCGCUGUCAUUUCAUCUUGAGAUGGAGGGCAAGUUAUGUUAUGCCAGAAGGGUGGAUGCUUUCUCAUAAUUCUUUGUUUGUUCGUGGGGAUUGCCGGAAACCCUUCUUGUUUGUUCGGGCUUCGCUUCUGUUACCUGUGCAAUGUAUGUGGUGAUGUUGGAACAGAGGCUUGAGGCUAUCAAUAAUAUGGUUGUUAUUUUGCUUUUA
Punica granatum (pomegranate) is the source of this 2733-nucleotide messenger RNA. The record is from RefSeq and is a predicted model, not a curated record. NCBI's taxonomy places the organism in Eukaryota, Viridiplantae, Streptophyta, Magnoliopsida, Myrtales, Lythraceae.